This is a messenger RNA of Nicotiana tabacum (common tobacco), 1904 nucleotides long. RefSeq lists its product as uncharacterized. The record is from RefSeq and is a predicted model, not a curated record. NCBI's taxonomy places the organism in Eukaryota, Viridiplantae, Streptophyta, Magnoliopsida, Solanales, Solanaceae.
AACAUCAUCAUCCAACAACCUCAACCUCCACCAUCAUCCCCAACCCCCAUACUCUACCCAUCACCUAUGCUAUCAUGCGCCACUCUAACACUACUCAUUCCUCACGCCCCUAUACCCCCUACCCCUCAACAUCAAUCAUACAACAACCUCCACCACCACCCACCUCGCCACCUCAUCAUCUUUGCUAUCUUGCGCCUCUUUCCAACACUACCCAUUCCCCACCCACCAUCACCACCCCAUUUAUAUCUCAACUUCCCAUCGAAAUACAAUCACUUAUAAAAACACCACUCAAUUUUCUAAAACAAAAACUACAUAAUACCAUAAUACGAUGUCGUCUAACCUUGAUGUCACCGUCGCAGAAACAUCACCGCCGGCGGUGGAGGAGAAGCCUCCACCUCCGGCGAGGAGAUUUCCACCGCCGUGUUGGACCCAAGAAGAAACUCUAGCCCUAAUCGACGCCUACCGCGAGCGGUGGUACGCCCUCCGCCGUGGCUACCUCCGUACGGCGGACUGGGACGCGGUAGCAGCCGCCGUGACCAGUCGCUGCCCAGACGCAUCUCCGGCGAAAACCUCCGCCCAGUGCCGCCACAAAAUGGAAAAACUCCGGCAACGUUAUCGUGCUGAAAAGCAACGUUCCCUUGCCUCUCCAACCGGUAGGUUUUUUUCGUCUUGGUUCUUUUUUGAUAACAUGGACGCUAUGGAAAAUGGUACUACUGUUGCAUCAAUCAAAUUAAAUCAACAAUUAGCCGAAAAACAAGUCCCAUCAAUUGACCCAAAUUUAUUGAAAUUAAAGAUCAAUCAAAAGAAUGGUGUGAAUUUUCUUGAUGAUUGGACUCCAAAUAUCAUGUUAAAUCAUGGCGUUGCGAAAACCCCCGAAAGAAAUAUUUUUUCUUCUAAGAUUCCAAAUGGGUAUUGUUUUAACAAAGAGGAAAUGCCUAAUGAUGUCGAGUUUGGAAGUGGGUUUCGCGUAAAAAAUGGAAUUUCAAUGAAAUCGAAGCGAUCAAUAAUGAAUAGUACUAGUUUUGAUUGUGAUGAAGGAAGUGAAUAUAAUGGGAGUAGUAAUGCUAGUGAUGGAUUUCAUGUAAGAAAUUUUGGUGAAAAUUUUGGUAUUUCGAGUUCGAGAAGAAACUGUGGUGGAAAUGUUGAACCCAAUGUUGAUUCUAGGUUUAGUACUCCAAAAUUGGGGAAAAAGGGAGGUGGUGUUGGGAGUGGGGGCGGAGGGGUGAAAAGGGGUAGGGAUCCGAUUGAAGAGAUGGUUUUAUCGAUUAGGUUAUUGGGUGAAGGGUUCAUGAAAGUGGAGAAGAUGAAGAUGGAGAUGGCAAAGGAAGUCGAGCAAAUGAGAAUGGAGAUGGAGAUGAAGCGGAACGAGAUGAUACUCCAAUCGCAGAAGCAGAUUGUGGAUGCAUUUGUGAAGGUGUUGAAUGAGGUAAACAAUAAGAACAAGAAUGUUGUUUCACCUGAAUCAUAGAGCUCUAAGGUGGAGAGUUUACGUCGAUUUCCAUUGUUUGUGGAUGACGUUGAUAAUAUCAAGACGCCUCCAUCCCAAACUAGUUGGAGUACGGUUCAUUUCCAUUGUUUUGGAUGCAUUGGAACAACAACAACAACGCUGCCGCCUCUAUCCCGGACUAGUUGGAGUUCAUGUUGAUAUGAAGCUUCUUGAUUUCAAGGUUUGUGCUUUAAUUUUGCUGCCUAUUUAUGACUUUUGUGUGAUCAUAGAUCAUAGUUUUAGGUCUGUUUUUGCAUUUCCAGGCAAUCUGUGACAUAUUGUAAUGUGUAUAGCUACUAGUUUUAGUAGUAGUAAUAGUUAUUUAUUUAUAUAUAGUAUUGUGUAGUAGGAUUAAGAAGUGAGGGAUUUAUCGUGAUAUGAUUCUAAUGAAAUGUUACAACUCUUCAGCCUUCAUCAA